This is a messenger RNA of Echinostoma caproni, 1113 nucleotides long. NCBI's taxonomy places the organism in Eukaryota, Metazoa, Platyhelminthes, Trematoda, Plagiorchiida, Echinostomatidae. The record is from the annotation of a GenBank genome assembly.
AUGCCAGCAAUAUAUUGCGGAAACAUUUUACGAAAAAAUGUACUCGUCAUUAUCAAAGUGCUUGUUGUCAUGUGCCCUUGUCUCAUGUUCUGGACUUGGUUCACAACCGGACCGAAACGCAUCGCCGUGGAACCGUUUUUUGUUCUACCGAGCACAUCCGAGAACGCGUGGCAUGCUUUACCCGAUCUCUCAUCACUAGACUGGCCAGAACCACCAUGUGCUCCCCUACCAACCGGACGACAAUAUCCUAACGGCACCUUUUACCCACUGCCUAAAGCAUUUGAACCGGUAAUGAGUUGCGGUCAACGCAAUCUGUCCAAACGCUUGCUCAAACUGUUCUCCAAGGUCAUGUUCAAAAAUCGAUUGGGUGAUCGAUUUAUGCUGAACGGUGGCACACUGGUCGGAUCGUUUCAGCAUCAUGAUAUUGUGCCUUGGGAUGAUGAUGUGGAUGUGUUAGUGGACAUCCGUGUUCGUGAUACUGUGCGAAAAUUGUUGAAAGCACUGGGGCCGGAUUAUCGAUUGGCAACAAAUCCACAACACGAUAAACUGUACACCCGUUUAGUUCGUAACAAUUCACUCGUGCAGUUGGACAUUGAACUCAGUCGUCAUUCAUCCAGAUACAACUGGGGUUGGCCUUACUUGGAUAUUGGAUAUUUUAUUUCGAACCACACACACAUUUGGGACGUUGCAAACGAGAAAGAAAGUCAAAAACGUUUGCUCAAAGAUCUCAUAUUUCCACUCAUGUUUCGACCGUUAGGAUUGGACUGGUAUCCCUCACCGUACAACACGUUAGGGUAUAUAAGACAGGUGUAUGGUAAAAGCGGUGGUUGUGCUGUGUUCGGUUACUCCCAUGUGAAUGAAGGUGCCGGUCCUUGGGGAUACACUUCUUGUUGGUCACUCGGGAAACGAUACGCAUUUGUGAACCAUCGUCUACAAAUGCCGAGUCAAGGUGUAAUUCGGGAGUCCAAAUGGAGAGAUUUAUUCACAGUUGGGGAGGAACAGUUACAAUUUCGCACUCGUACUGGUCCGAGAACGGUACAUUCUCUGAUUAUGCCGACACUUUUGAAUAUGUCAGACGUGAAUAUGUAUUCUUUCGUGGAUCGUGAGGCUUAG